Sceloporus undulatus (fence lizard) is the source of this 5553-nucleotide messenger RNA. RefSeq names its product peroxisomal membrane protein 4 (gene PXMP4). Lineage: Eukaryota; Metazoa; Chordata; Lepidosauria; Squamata; Phrynosomatidae. Bases 50 to 694 code for a protein of 214 amino acids. The record is from RefSeq and is a predicted model, not a curated record. Gene Ontology annotation, cellular component: peroxisomal membrane. The transcript has 4 exons.
GUCCCUUGGCGCUUGGGGGACCGGAAGUGGGGUGCUCUGGCCGGCGACCAUGGGGGCCAAGGCGAUGCUGAGGACCGCGCUCUACGCGCUCAACUCCCUCCUGCAGCAGCGCAGAUACCGGGCGGCGCUGGCUGUCCUGAAGGGCUUCCGCAACGGAGCCGUUUAUGGAGCAAAAAUCCGUGCCCCUCAUGCGUUGGUAAUGACAUUUCUCUUCAGGAGUGGAAGUUUAGGGGAGAAAUUGAAAGCCAUUAUUCGGGCUACUUAUACUCAUUCCAGAAACCUGGCCUACUUUGUAUUCACAUACAAGGGUCUGAUGGCCUUACAGUUGCGAGUGCAGGGGAAGAAGAUUCCUUUUCACUCCUUUCUUGCAGCCUGCAUUGGAGGCUGGUUAGUGUUUGGGGAAAAUAAUAAUAUUAACAGCCAGAUAAACAUGUACCUGUUGUCUCGCAUCCUGUUUGGUUUGUCUCGACUGGCAGUGGAGAAAGGUUACAUCCCAGAGCCAAAACAAGAUCCUUUCCCACUCUUUGCUUCCCUGGUUUGGGGGAUUGUUCUCUGGCUCUUUGAGUAUCACCGACACACUCUACAACCAUCAUUGCAAUCCUCCAUGACCUACCUGUAUGAUGACAGUAAUGUCUGGCAUGAUGUUUCUGACUUUCUUGUAUAUAACAAAAGACCUGCUGCCAAACAGUCUUGAAAGAUUUUUGCAUAAUGGCACAUUCCAGCAGCAAUACUUACUUUUACCUGUACAGAUUUUUCUGAAAAUUUACUGUGGUUAGUGUUUAAUGUGAAUCUCUACUUCAGUCUGGCCAUAGUGUUUUGUGUUAGCUGCUGGAUUUUGUUGAUUACAGCUUGAAAAGGGGUCAUUGCAAGCAAAGUUGUCUAAAAUGUUUCUUUGUUCUGCAAAAGACCAUAUUUCCUUGUCUAAAAUAAAGAGUUGUAGAAUUGCUUUGUGGUUGGGAAAACAUGCUCCUAAGUGCACUGGUCCAAAAUGCUUUGAUUGUGAUUUACUGCAUGGCAGGGGGUUGGACUGGAUGGCCCUUGUCUCUUCCAACUCAGUGAUUCUAUGAAAAUGGAAGAAACUUCGCCUUUCAUUUUCUAAAUAACUGUGGAACUGCUUUGCAGAUGGAAAAAUAAGCUAUAAACAGUUCAUUUAAAUACUUGAAAAAUUAUAGUAUCUUACAUAAUGCUGAAAUGCCAGAUGAUGUAACUAACUCUCUGGUUGCUUACAUGCACUGAAUCCUUCCCUGCUUCCUCAGUGAGCAAUUGCAAAAACAAGACAGUUGUCUCCAUGACAGAUAGUAAUAUAUAAAGAUUUAGGAUUUUGUCUCUGUAAACAUGGUACUUGAAAACCUUUGAUUUAUCUUCUUUCCAUAUUUUCUAUUUCUGUUUUAAGGAUAUAUAACAACCUGUAAAGGUGCAUUUUAAAAAAAGACUAAGGGGCUGUGUAGAUGAGAAGAGACGUUUCUCCUGGAUCAUUGUCACCGCAACUGCACAGGCGCAGCAACAAUCCACUCCAAAAAUGAGCUGCGGAACACAGCUCAUUUUCCAUGCCGCUGCCAAGGUGCCAUUAGCACCCUGGAGCGGUGUGGUGACGUCGCUUGUGCGUUGCGCUGUUUGGACGCAGCGCACAAGGCAUGUCAUCAGCAUGCGCACCAUCUGAACGCAUGCACACCCAAAAAUGGUGCAGGGAAAGCACAGAGCAUGCGGGUGCUCCACUCUCCCGAGCCCUAAUUUCGGACCCACGCCGCUGCAAAGCGGCAAUCUGUACUGGAUCUAAGUUAAUAUUUUUUAAAAGGCAAGAAGCAGAGCUAGAGUUUGCUAAAGAUACAUGCAUCCUAUGGUAGCUUUUUUAAAAAUAUAAUCAACAUUGUAUAGAAAUGCCUGAGAUUUAUUGGUCAUACAUUCCAGGUUCAAGAGUCAAAGAUGAAGUAUGGUGGUGGUGACGGCAGCAAAUGAAUUAUCUACAUUUGUUAUGAUGUUCCUCAUUAUUGGUGGGGUGUUUGUGUUUCUGUAAUGUUGGAAUACUUUUCUUUGUUUUAGUUCUUUUCAUCUGAAACCAAAGAUGCAGUUACCGUAUACACAACUACAACUGUCUCUGCUAUAUACACAACUACAACUGUUGGAAAAUUACACUUUGGCUCUAAGAAUAUCUUUGCUUAAAAUGCUGUUGAUUAGCAAUCUGCUGUCACAGAACCAAAUUUAUAAAUGGACCAUUAAAAUGACCCUGCCAUCACACUGUCUUUGAACACUACACCAGGAAGGUUUCAUAAGUAACUACCAAAGUGACAAGGGAGAGAAUGGUAGGGUAUCUGGGUACUAUGUAUCCCUAAGUACUGUAUGUUGCAAACAGUGAAAGCAAUCCUAGAAUUUCAUAUUCCAAAUUAUAUUUAUAACAACACCAUGUGAUAAAUAUAUUUACAACCACACCAUGUGAUAAACAAUGAGAAUUAUCUAUAGACCCUUCAGAUAUAAAAAACAGAAUUACUAAUUCAGAGUCCUACAAUGUUCGAAGUUCUUCAAGCCUCUGCUGUAGAAAACAUCCAGUAGCAACUAGACAGGCUGAUAAAAUGACAUUGCAACUGGUCACUGGAGUUCCAUCAAACCUUCAUUCUGAAGUUUCUAUUAUGAUGAGUUGCAAAUCAGUGGCAUUCAGAAGGAGGCAAUGUUUUAGGUUACAAUGGGUAGCAUUUCAUGUAACAAUAGGUAAUAGAUGACUACCUCCAGUCAUCUACAUUUUUAUAUGUAAAGAAAGCUAGAAAAUAUUUAAGAAUUACUCAGAUAAUUAGUCAAAUAAAUGAAAAUAUAGCUAUAUCAUUUGGCUUGGUUACAAGAGAUUUUCCUGCAUUAGCCUUGCACAAGGUGGAAAGAAUGGCACUGUGGUGUUUUGUUUUUUAAAAAGAGUUUGAAAACAGCUUGAAGCACAUUCAACAAAAUGUAAAUAUAAGGUGAUUCAAAAAGAAUGGUGCAAGACUAAAUAAGGAAGGGAGGAUUUUGGAAACAUUGAGUUCCAUCGUUCCCAAAAUAUCGGUAUUACUUCCUGUUUAUGCAUCUCUCUGCUUCAGUAUAAGUAUAUAUCCUAUCCAUGCAUUCACUAGAUCUGAAAUGUCCCACCUUAUAAAUUAUAGUAUCUGACCUCAGUUCUUGUUUCACUUUAGAAUAGUCGUCAUGAGUUCUGUAGGUCUGCUGUGGAGAAAGUGUAUCCAAAGUGCAGGUACAUGAUCUACUGUAGUCCCUUCUCAGUGGUAUGGAUGUGUGCUCUUCUAUAUAUGUUGUUUAGACAUUCUAGCUGUAUAAUGGGAAGAUGCUGGUUAAAGAGCAUUUAAAGUAUUGUAAAACAUGGUUUUUAUUUUCUAAAAAAAAAAAGACUGGUUGAGGUUUUUCACUGAAUUUCUUUUUGUCUUUAGUUGCUAACCAUCUUCUGAUGAUUUAAUUUAUUUUUUAAUCUCUGGGCCAAUGAUUUUUCUAAAAUUAUAGGAACAUUCUGUUGUUGAGUAUUUGUAAUAUUUUUGUCAUCUGUUCCCCACCCCAUUUCUCUGCACUAUUUGUUUCUUUGGCAUCCAUAUAUCGUAUAUCCAUAUAUCCUUAAGCAUCAGUCUUGAUCAGAUUAUUUGUAUAUGACUGUCUUUUGAUUGUUUGAGUCUUAACUACCCCAUGUAAAAAAUUGCAAACCACUAUGCCAACAAACUCCCUGUCAUAUGGCAUAAUUAUGAAAGGACAAAUUCCUCAACAUGGGCCGUCUUCUUUGGCUUUCACUGAAUUCCUCCAGCCCUCACCAAAACACAUUUUUGUUGCCUCCAUGCAAUGUCCCUAUUUUCUAUUGCCCGCUUCUCAAACAACUGCCAGUAAUUAUUUCUAGCUAGAGACUUAGGAUACUUUUAACCGUGCCUGCAAUAUCUUUCCUUAACUUCCAUAUAUUUUCUGUUCUCCAUCUCCAGAAUAGUAAUACCAAGUUUUUUCUAACAAACUGUGUGAAACUUUGUCUGCAAUUCACAGAGCACAGAUUUGCCAUAAGACAAAUCAAACUCUGAUCCCACCACAACAGCACCCUUUACAUAUCUGUCUGUGACAAUUAACUGGCCUUUUUACAGAUUGCUUUCCUGCUGUGUAAGGCUAGAAUGCUAUGCUGCAAAGUCAGUCAAUUUCCCAGGGAGGUAGCCAGAAUAAUUUUCAACAGUGUUUAACAUCUACCACUGUUCCUUUGGCCCAGUAGGCGAGGUUGAAUCCCUUCUGCCACUAAUGUGACUAAACAAUGCCAGUGUGUGCUGAUGAAGUGAACUAGAAGUAAUGGGUCUGUCUGAAGACUCUUGGAUACGGAUGUUCUGUUCCUCACUUUUCCAGAUUGCAUUGUUUAACAGCCUAAGUGUUCUGUUUGGUUUUCAUGCUAAUAAGAAAGAAACACAAACAGAAAUAAGGAGGCCGUUUGACAACCCACCUCCCAAGCAGCACAUCAAAAUUAAGCAAGUCCCAACUAUCCCUACUUGGAAGAUCAAAACAGACAUGCACUAUGUUUACAACAGCUCAACGGUGGCUUCUCAUUGAGGGCACAGCUCUUUUGUGUUUUGUUCAACAUGAGAGCUUGGUUCCCAAUGCUAGGCUACUAUCCAUCCCUAUGAUUCUGUUGUGUUUAAACAAUACUGUUUCUGUGAAGUGCUAAAAUAGUCCAAGAAGGUAACAAGGGAUUGGAGAAGCAAGGAAGGUGAGAAAGGCAGAACUGAAUGCCUGAACUAGUUCAGUUGCUCAGGAAAAUAUAAUACUGUACUGAAGUCAUAAAAGCAAAAAGCUGAAACCUCUUUAUGGCCUUGUACAUAUUCUACAAAAUCUGGAGUUUUGCUAGAUGGUCUAUGAUGAGGUAUAUUUGCAAGUCUUGAUUGGCAGAAAAUGAAAUAUUAUAUAUAGGAUUAGGUAAGUGCCUUGAAAGUGCCAAGAGCCUAUAAGUGCCUUUCUAUUAAUCUAUACAUAUCCUUGUGGGAGAAAUCUUUUUUUUUUCUUUAUAUGUCAUUUUGUUUUUUCCUACAUCAGCCACUAUACACAAUACUAUACCUACAACUGUACUGUAUCUAUACAAAUUUUAUAUGCCAUUGUAUGACAUUUAUACGUCUGUUUCUCCUUGCAUAUGGACCUUAAGAAUCUACCGCCAGUUUUAUCUCCCUAACACAUGGCCACCUUUUUAAUUCUGUUAUGUUCCGUUUCCUUUGGGUUUGUGUGAUGUUUCAAAGUGUUAACAGAAAAAUCGAAAACAAGCAACACUGUUGUACAAAAUUAAGCUGCUAUUUAGUAAGACCUAGCCAAAAAGCCAGCUAGAUAUACCUUUUACUUGAUAGUGGAGUAGCAGGAACAAAUGAAAUACAAAAUAUCUGUAUUAAAAUGGUCUUUCUCUGUAACAUUUUUCCCCUUUUCGUUGUAAUUGUUAUUUUGUAGGGGUGGUCAACAUGCAUCUUGUAAAUUCUUGUAAGCGUCCAGAGAAUGCCAGCUUUCAUUCUGAAUAGAUGUGCCUGCUUCUUAUUACUGUAAAUGUUACCGACAUGGAAAACACUAACGGAUUGAGCACAAAAG